Molecule: messenger RNA, 600 nt
Organism: Filobasidium floriforme
Lineage: Eukaryota; Fungi; Basidiomycota; Tremellomycetes; Filobasidiales; Filobasidiaceae
Exons: 7
Coding region: 1-600 (199 amino acids)
Source: RefSeq, a predicted model, not a curated record
AUGCGUCUAGAAGGUGUCUCCUCCUCAGCGCUGACCCAAUCGUCAGAUUUACUGCAAGCACUAGUGCAGCUGCAGCACAUCCAGGCUAAGGCAGAGGUAGUGGCGAAGCAACCUGCUAUCUUCUACCAACACCAUCUAUCCAGGCUGGAAACACAUGAAACAUCUCGACCAUUUCCACUUGCGCAUUGGCAUUUGCAAAAACAAAGGCCUCAUCCAGUUCAAGGUUUAUGUAUGACAAUGGCAACUCCUUUCAACAUCAUAUUGCAAGAUCAUCCAAGCAUUGAGCUUGGAAAGUCAAAAAUUGUUGAAGAACACCAUAUAACUUACAAUAUUACAAUCCAAUCCUUGAGGGAACUAGGCUUGAGGGAUAGUGCCGUCAUAGCUUCCCACUUAGUAGCCAAUUGUGGUACGGCUCACUGGAUUGGACGACAGUGUCUCACCUUGUCGUCAAAUACCCUGUUUCUUACUGAUCCACUGCUUAUGAAGAUCAGAGUCAGUUUGAUCAUCACUGAUGAAUGUGCUGAUGAGAUUCCUCUCCCAAAGAUUCUUACCACAGACGCUGCGGCUGCAGAUCGGAUUAGGGGUUUGGGGUUCCACUAG